AUGGACACACGACUGUCAAGAUGGAGAUGUAUCAAUAUAUUUGAAGCUGCCAGGUCUGUAAUGGUAAGAAAUAUCGCUAAUGCAAUUACAUUUUAUCACAUGACAAGCUUUAAGCUCCCAGAUUCUACCAUCAGAAAGAUGAAUUCUUCACAUCAAAAGUUUUGGAGGAAAAAGAAAUCAAACAAGGGUAAACAACUUAUUUCAUGGAAUAAUGUGAAUAUACCUAAAGAAGAUAGUAGUCUGGGAUUUAGAGAUUUACACUUGUUUAAUAAAGCUUUUUUAGCAAAAUCAGCAUGGAGAUUAUGCACUGAUCACACUUCAGAUUGUGUUAAAUCACUCCAAGCCAAAUACUUUCGGGAUGGUCAGGUGUUUAAUAUUAAGAAAAGAGUUAAUUCUACUUGGUCAUGGACAAGCAUCAUCUCUGAGUUGGACUUCAUCAAGAAAUACAAUUUUUGGUGUAUUUUCAAUGGUCAAAAUCUACUGAUAUGGAAACAUGACUGGAUGAUCGGUCCGACUGAGCCACCAAUUCCCAAGAAUGGAGUUACUAAUCAUGGUUAG
This is a messenger RNA of Papaver somniferum (opium poppy), 558 nucleotides long. RefSeq lists its product as uncharacterized. NCBI's taxonomy places the organism in Eukaryota, Viridiplantae, Streptophyta, Magnoliopsida, Ranunculales, Papaveraceae. Bases 1 to 558 code for a protein of 185 amino acids. The transcript has a single exon. The record is from RefSeq and is a predicted model, not a curated record.